Messenger RNA from Carassius gibelio (silver crucian carp), 390 nucleotides. RefSeq names its product transmembrane protein 100-like. The coding region runs from base 1 to 390 and encodes 129 amino acids. The transcript has a single exon. NCBI's taxonomy places the organism in Eukaryota, Metazoa, Chordata, Actinopteri, Cypriniformes, Cyprinidae. The record is from RefSeq and is a predicted model, not a curated record. Gene Ontology annotation, biological process: cellular response to BMP stimulus.
AUGGGCUGCACCACGGGGCACUUCACUUGCCAACCACAGACGGCAGCAGCGGCCCAAACCCAGGAAGGCCAGUCGCAAGAAGGACCUCCUAAAGUCCCAGACGUGCUGUCGUCCCUAGAGAAGCUCUCGCAAGCCACGGGAGGGAUGGAGAAGUCUUGGUACCGCUGCAUCUUCCCAUUUGGGAUCAUCUCGUUGGUGAUUGGAGUGGCUGGAACCGGGGUAACAUACACGUACAACGAUCUCCCGCAGACCAAAGUGGUUUCUGUGGUCCUGUUGAUCAUGGGGCUGGUCCUGGUACUGAUGGCGGCUGCUUGCUGGACGGUGCAUAAGAAGAAGCGCAGGAAAAAGAAGGAAGCGGGUUCCUUCAGCUCCGAACAGUGUCCCUUGUGA